Messenger RNA from Gasterosteus aculeatus aculeatus (three-spined stickleback), 1532 nucleotides. RefSeq names its product glutaminyl-peptide cyclotransferase-like a (gene qpctla). NCBI's taxonomy places the organism in Eukaryota, Metazoa, Chordata, Actinopteri, Perciformes, Gasterosteidae. The record is from RefSeq and is a predicted model, not a curated record. Gene Ontology annotation, molecular function: zinc ion binding; glutaminyl-peptide cyclotransferase activity.
GUCCCCCCGUGUGUGUCUGCGCCCGUCAUGUCCCGCUCCGGUCGGAGGUACAAGACGCUGCAGCAGAGCGGCUCCCCCCCCGGAUGUGACCGGGUGCGGAUGCCCCGGGCCCGGGUGCUGCUGCUCGGCCUCGUCGGGGUUCUGGUGUUCGCGGUGGUGCUCGGAGUCUACCUGUCAAACGACGUCCCCGAGGGACACAACCGCGUGCCCGCCGCAGACGUCAUCAGAGACCGGUUGUCCCACAAACCCAGCAAGUGCUCCCCGGCUCAAGUCCGCCGUCUGGCCUCUCAGGUGGACGCCAGCCGCCUGUGGGAGACCUACCUGAGGCCCAUCCUGAUAGAGAGGCUCCCGGGGACACCAGGCAGCACGGCCGUACAGCAGCACAUCACCUCCGCUCUGUCCGCGCUGUCCGCCGGCUGGGACGUGGACUUGGACUCCUUCCGGUCUUCGACCCCCCGUGGCCAGGUCACCUUCACCAACAUCGUCGCCACCCUGGACCGCUUGGCCCCGCGGCGGCUGCUCCUGGCCUGCCACUACGACUCCAAGGCCCUGCCUCCGGACCCCCGGGCCCCAGGGAAGGUGUUCCUGGGGGCCAGUGACUCUGCAGUGCCGUGUGCGAUGAUGCUGGAGCUCGUCACCUCUCUGAAUGCCCAGCUUCUCUCGUUCAAGCAGCAGAAGCUGCCAGUGUCUCUUCAGCUGGUGUUCUUUGACGGGGAGGAGGCGUUUGAAGAGUGGACGGACACGGACUCGCUGUACGGCUCCCGUCACCUGGCUGAGCGGAUGGCCGACACGCCUCACCCUGCCGGCGCCGCACACGCCACCAUGCUUCACGCCGUGGACCUUUUUGUGCUGCUAGACCUGCUCGGCGGUCCCGAUCCACUGAUUGCGAAUCACUUUGAUAACACGGCACGCUGGUUCGACCGUCUGAUCGCUGCGGAAAAGAGGCUUCAUCGCCAGGGUCUCUUGACGUCUCACCCCUCAGAGCAGACGUAUUUCAGGAAGGAUGUGUACCUCGGCCCCGUGCAGGACGACCAUAUCCCCUUCCUUCACAAAGGUGUCCCCGUGCUACAUGUCAUCGCCACUCCCUUCCCACAGUUCUGGCACACGCUGGACGACACGGAGGAGAACAUGCACCGUCCCACCGUGGAGAACCUGACCAAGAUCAUAGCUGUGUUUCUGGCCGAAUAUCUGGGCUUCUGAACACGAAACACUGACAAAUAUUCCGUGAAAGGUGGUUACUUUUUUUUUUUUUUUACCCGUACUGGAUUUUUAAAUUAGGAAUAAUUGCUAAAUAACCAGCGUAAAUCUGACCUAAAUGCACAAAUUGAGAAAUUAUUGGGAUACCAGCUAAAACUUUACCAAAGACUUGAGCCCUGCUGGGCCAGACUGCUUUCUUUUUACGGAUGAGUUUGAGGCUUCUGUCCAAAUGUCUCUGGUUGUGAUGUGUAUGGAAAGAGUGUAAAUUAAAAUGUGAAUAGUUGUAUCAUGGAUCCAGAGGAAGAGGAAAAUUGACUCUGAAUUCAAAGACACAA